This is a messenger RNA of Striga hermonthica, 913 nucleotides long. Lineage: Eukaryota; Viridiplantae; Streptophyta; Magnoliopsida; Lamiales; Orobanchaceae. The record is from the annotation of a GenBank genome assembly.
GGCUAACACAAGGAGGAUCUAGCCAGACGAAGGCCGCAGACACGGGAGUGGACAGGAAUAAAUCGGCCGAAACGACUUUGAGCUUGGGAAAGCAACCUGGGAUGUUGGAGCAAGGGGCGAGACCACCAUCCCAGGUUGAGGAGCAAACAAUGACCAUGACGAGGAGCGAGAUGCAAAGGAUGAUUGCGGAAGCGGUGGCAGCUCAAAUCAAGCAGGUACAGGUCGAGCAACCCAGGGUCGAGCAACCUAGGGUCGAGCAACCUAGGGUCGAGCAACCUAGGAUUGUGCUACCACCCCAUGAUAGCGAGCAACAGGCCCAAUCAAAUGAGAGACAAAUAGGGAGGGCGGAAGAGGAAGAAUCUUCUAUACAACAAGUCGACGAGAAUGGUCCAAUAAUAAACUUUAGGCCAGCAGAUGUGAGAAAGGUCGAGAGACCUCACAAUGAUGCAUUAAUGAUAACCGCCCAAGUAUCAAGAUAUGAAGUGCAGAGAGUGUUUUUUGACACCGGGAGUUCAGUGAAUGUGAUCUUCUAUGAUUGUUUCAAGAGAGUGGAGCUCGACAUACAACUCACACCCCUCCAUACCUUGCUGUUUGGUUUUACUGGUUCAGAGGUCUCGCCCCUAGGAGAGGCUAUGCUCGCUGUCGUCCUAGGGAAAGGAGACUUACGAAAGGUAAAAAUGGUAAGAUUCGUGGUAAUCGAUGUCGAGUCGGCCUACAACGUGAUCCUAGAGAGACCAGCACUUAAUGCAUUCCAGGCCGUGAUGUCGACUUACCACAUGAAGCUGAAGUUCCCAGUCGGAGAUCGGGUUGGAGAAGGUCGAGGUGAUCAAAAACUGUCGAGGACUUGUUAUCAAAUUGCUGUGAAAACCAACCAGUGGGCCGAAGUUAAGGAAAAGAAAAAACCAAUCUCGAA